This is a messenger RNA of Penicillium cataractarum, 1686 nucleotides long. Its product is annotated as NYN domain-containing protein. Lineage: Eukaryota; Fungi; Ascomycota; Eurotiomycetes; Eurotiales; Aspergillaceae. Gene Ontology annotation, cellular component: nucleus. Gene Ontology annotation, biological process: protein import into nucleus. The record is from RefSeq and is a predicted model, not a curated record. Gene Ontology annotation, molecular function: guanyl-nucleotide exchange factor activity; small GTPase binding. The coding region runs from base 1 to 1686 and encodes 561 amino acids. The transcript is spliced from 2 exons.
AUGCUCGCAACGGAAACCACCGAUCCAGCCUCAAAUUGGGACUUCUCCCAGGUGCUUGACCUUCUCAGGUCUCCCACCUAUGAGAGCAGUCCUGAUGUCGCUCAUCAUAUCGAUAUUACCGUUGCUCCGGCCGGCAACGGACCGUCAAGUCAAGCUCCCUCAUACGGUGCCAGCAGCCAUCCCGAUGAAGUCAAACCUCAACUGCUUUCUACGAAGCUUGGAGACUUUGGCUUAAUUUGGGAUCUUCUUAGCAAAGAUGACACCUCUUCGAAGAAUGAUUCGGCGCCCGGAGACACACGGCAGCCUCCCCUCGACCGUCUCCCAGCCCUCACAAUCCUCAAGCGACCUCUCCCGGAUGAACCCGUCAAAGGAACGUCAACCCCUCCCAAAUCUGUCCCAGUACUCAAGACCUCGAAGUCACCGGUGACCAAAGAGUCAACCCUCAAUCGAUCUCAGCCAUCACCAGCAUCCCUCGUUCAAGAGCCCGUUACGAUUUUAAAGCGCGCUGCAGGCAGCUAUCCUACCAAGAGCGAUGUUGCAGCUACAUCGCCUCCCAAAGCUUCAUCGAGGGUUAUCGGCAAUACUACGAAGCCAACAGAAAUACCCAAGGCCAAUACCAAGCCCAAGCCUGCUGGAAAGGUUACCAAGGCUAGUGUCGAUCCUGAACCAAUACUCUCAGAAAGCAGCACGGGUGCAGAGUCCGACUCGAGUACCGUCGUGUUUGAUCAACCCAUCACCAAGAAGUCUGGAGUCCUAGCAUUUGUUCCCGCCCAAGUGGGCGGUCGUGACGCGCGAGAUAACCAUGAUGAUACCCCACCAUCAUCAUAUGACGAGGCAGACUGGACCCUCAACUCGGAUGCUGUUCAGAAUAUCAUCACCACCUCUGCGGGGAUUCGAGUUCUCCCCGCUGCUUACAAGACUGCGACGGAGCGCAGAAUCGGGCUGAUGACGAAGCUUCUCCGGGAGUUCCCCGAGUAUGCUCAGCUUGUAUUGCAAGUGGGGCGUUCGUCGACUUCAACCAAGAAUAGUGUUGAACGCCGUCCUAUCCAUGUCUUUGUCGACAUGUCUAAUAUCAUGGUGGGUUUCCACGAUUCGGUAAAAGUUUCGCGGAACAUUCCUGUCUCAACCCGCAUUCGCCGCCUACACAUGUCCUUUGCCAACUUCUCUUUGAUCAUGGAGCGAGGUCGUCCAGCCGCCAAGAGAGUCUUGGUUGGCUCGGAUCGACUUCCCUCCAUCGCCGAAGCCGAACAACUCGGCUACGAAGCGAACAUUUUAGACCGUGUGCACAAAGUUAAGCACACAACACCGCGGCCUUCCAAAUUUCGAAAGGCCCCUGGGUCCGCAACUCACCCCACGUCCGGACCUGAAACGGUCGGCACAACUGGGGAGCGAUGGGUUGAGCAAGGUGUGGACGAAAUUCUGCACUUGAAAAUGCUCGAAAGUAUCGUGGACACGGAUAAGCCGUCGACCAUAGUACUGGCGACCGGCGACGCCGCAGUCGCCGAAUACUCUGGUGGAUUCAUGCGUAUGGUGGAACGCGCUCUUCAGCGCGGAUGGAAUGUGGAACUGGUCAGCUUCUCGCAGGUGACUAGUAAUGCGUAUCGAAAGAAAGAAUUCCGUGCGAAAUGGGGCCAGCAGUUCCAAAUGAUCGAGCUGGAUUCCUAUGUGGAGGAACUUUUUGAUUAA